GUGCGCGCGAAGGGAAACAGGGCGCCCGAGACGGCCGCUGAGACCUGCGGGGGUUACCUGUCGCGGCUAGCCAUCUGCCUCAGCCGGGUCUUAGGCUAGACCCGGGUUCGGAGUUGGGUCACCAUGAAGUGCCUGGUCACCGGCGGCAACGUGAAGGUGCUCGGCAAGGCCGUCCACUCCCUGUCCCGUAUCGGGGACGAGCUCUACCUGGAACCCUUGGAGUACGGGCUCUCUCUCCGGACUGUGAAUUCCUCCCGCUCUGCCUAUGCCUGCUUCCUCUUUGCCCCCCUCUUCUUCCAGCAGUACCAAGCAGUCACCCCUGGUCAGGACCUGCUUCGCUGUAAGAUUCUGAUGAAGUCCUUCCUGUCCAUCUUCCGUUCGCUGGCGAUGCUGGAGAAGACUGUGGAAAAAUGCUGCAUUUCCUUGAAUGGCAGGAGCAGCCGCCUGGUGGUCCAGUUGCACUGCAAGUACGGAGUACGGAAGACUCACAACUUGUCCUUCCAGGACUGUGAAUCCCUGCAGGCCGUCUUUGACCCAGCCUCGUGCCCCCACAUGCUUCGAGCCCCAGCACGGGUCCUGGGGGAGGCUGUGCUGCCCUUCCCUCCUGCACUGCCUGAAGUGACACUGGGCAUUGGUCGUGGCCGCAGGGUCAUCCUGCGCAGCUACCAGGAGGAGGAGGAGGUGGCAGAAAACACUGUCAAAGCCAUGGUGACUGAGAUGAGCAUUGGGGAGGAGGAUUUCCAGCAAUUGCAGGCCCAAGAAGGGGUGGCUGUCACUUUUUGCCUCAAGGAAUUCCGGGGGCUCCUGAGCUUUGCAGAAUCAGCAAACUUGAAUCUGAGCAUUCAUUUUGAUGCUCCGGGCAGACCAGCCAUCUUCACCAUCAAGGACUCUUUGCUGGAUGGUCACUUUGUCUUAGCCACACUCUCAGAGACUGACCCACACUCCAAGGACCUAGGCUCCCCGGAGCUCCACCAGCCAGUGCCUCAGCUGCAGAAUUACAGCACGCCCCACAUGGAAGACUUUGACAAUGAUGACAUUGACUCUUUCAUGAUUGCCAUGGAAACCACCUUAGGCAGUGAGGGAUCACGGGUGCUGCCUUCCAUUUCCCUUUCACCUGGCCCCCAGCUCCCACAUAGCCCUGACCCCCACUCAGAGGAGGAAGAUGAAGCAGAGCCCAGUACAGUGCCAGGGACUCCCCCACCCAAGAAGUUCCGCUCGCUGUUCUUUGGCUCCAUCCUGGCCCCUGUACAUUCCCCCCAGGGCCCCAGCCCUGUGCUGGCUGAAGACAGUGAGGGUGAAGGCUGAACUGAAGAGCCUGAGGUCUGUGUCCAGAGGCCCUGGACUAGGUGAAGCCCCAUCCAUGGGGGACUUUGCUGGAGCCAAGCUGGGGCUUCUGCCCCACUGGCUAUCCACUGUGGAGCUGCCUGGCCCACCCUGACUAGCCUGGGUCCUGUCAUCAUCCCUAACCAAUCAUGUCUGUUCUUCCCAGACCUGGUGCAAAGCUGCUACCUAGCUAGGGGUUCUUCACCGCUUAGCUAUUAUUGAGCCUUAGGGCAGGGCAGGAAAUUUGUGUUCCUUGGGCUCACCUUUCUAGGAAACCUGGCCCUGCUGGUACUUCACAGCCCCCGCCUUCCCCGGGCCUUUUGUGAAUGAGACUAUUUUUCC
This is a messenger RNA of Nycticebus coucang (slow loris), 1665 nucleotides long. It is a transcript of the gene RAD9A, whose product is annotated as RAD9 checkpoint clamp component A. Gene Ontology annotation, biological process: cellular response to ionizing radiation; DNA repair; mitotic intra-S DNA damage checkpoint signaling. Gene Ontology annotation, cellular component: checkpoint clamp complex. The record is from RefSeq and is a predicted model, not a curated record. The transcript has 11 exons. The coding region runs from base 124 to 1305 and encodes 393 amino acids. NCBI's taxonomy places the organism in Eukaryota, Metazoa, Chordata, Mammalia, Primates, Lorisidae.